Molecule: messenger RNA, 1098 nt
Organism: Mycotypha africana
Lineage: Eukaryota; Fungi; Mucoromycota; Mucoromycetes; Mucorales; Mycotyphaceae
Exons: 6
Coding region: 1-1098 (365 amino acids)
Cellular component (GO): cytoplasm
Molecular function (GO): thiosulfate-cyanide sulfurtransferase activity; URM1 activating enzyme activity; nucleotidyltransferase activity
Source: RefSeq, a predicted model, not a curated record
AUGGAUGCCCACCAUCUCGAGGAAGAAAACGCUAAACUUCGCCAGCGUAUUGCUGAAUUAGAAGCUAAUAAACAAGUUCUACCUAAAGCUUUUGGACCUGAAGAUAAAGCUGCCCCUUUCGAAAAAGUAGAAAAGUUGAGCAAUGAAGAGAUUUUCCGUUUUGGACGUCAAUUAGUAACACCAGGCUUUGGUUAUGAUUGUGCAGGAGGAUUGGGUUCAGCUGUAGCUAUCUAUCUUGGCUCAGCCGGUGUAGGCCGUCUUGGUAUUGUGGAUCAUGAUACGGUAGAUACAAAUAAUUUACAUAGACAAGUGAUCCAUACUCAGGCUCGUAAAGGAAUUAAUAAAGCUGUAUCAGCAACUAUGACAAUUAAAAGUAUCUAUCCUGAGGCAGAUAUUGUGCCUUAUGCUUUUACGCUUGACAGAACAAACGCGCUUGAAUUAAUCAGACAAUACGACAUCAUCAUUGAUGCUACAGAUAAUAUUGCUACUCGAUAUUUACUCAGUGAUGCUGCCGUCUUGGCAGGAAAACCAGUUGUUUCAGGUAGUGCACUCAGAAAUGAUGGGCAGCUUACCAUUUACAAUUAUAAAGGAAGUCCUUGUUUUCGCUGUCUUCACCCUGUACCUCCCCCCGCUGCCACUGUUGGUAAAUGCGUAGAUAAUGGUGUACUAGGUGUUGUCCCUGGUCUAGAUGACUCUAGUUUCUUGAUUUUCAGUGGAAUGAGUAAUCCCAUGUUCAGAACAAUGAAGCUGCGUGGCAAAAAGAAGGAUUGCGCUAUUUGUGGUGAACAUCCUACUAUUACUGAAUUGAUUGAUUAUGUUCAAUUCUGUAAUGGCGCGGCUGAUGAUAAAACUGUGAAUGCAAAUAUUUUAAAAAAUGAAGAGCGUAUCAGUGCGAAGGAAUAUAAUGAUAUUGUCCACAAAGGGGAUAACCAUCUUUUGAUUGAUUGUAGACCAGCAGUUCAAUUUGGUAUUUGCAAGCUACCGAAUAGUAUUAAUAUCCCCAUCGACGACUUUGGUAAAAAAAUGGAUACUAUAAAGAAUUUGAUGAAGGAAAAGAAUGUAGCAGAUAAGAAUGGUAAGUUCGAAUUAUGGCGUUAA